Molecule: messenger RNA, 1957 nt
Organism: Schizophyllum commune H4-8
Lineage: Eukaryota; Fungi; Basidiomycota; Agaricomycetes; Agaricales; Schizophyllaceae
Exons: 3
Coding region: 368-1531 (387 amino acids)
Cellular component (GO): mitochondrion
Source: RefSeq, a predicted model, not a curated record
CACCGUACUCGCCUCAACGAGUCACCGGCCGCCGCCGACGUAUGUGCCACCAAAUAGCGUGUUGGUGCAGGUAUGGGCGGUGGGAGUGGACACGUUGGAUGGGAGGCUGGUCGGUAUUGAUGUGGACAGCAGGUGCAGGAAAUCCAUAGGGAAGGAACGUGCGAGCUCAGAUCGUCAAGCGGACGUUGGCUACAUUCCGGGGCGCUCGUUCGUUGGUCGCGUGCUCCAAUGCGGUUGGGAGGUACGGGACGAGCACACACGGAGAGGGGACUGGGUUGUGGGCCUCCUCGAUGUCCGCAAGGCUGGUGCUCUCGCUGAAUUCGUCGUUGUGGACAGACAUCGCGUCCGCCGCGUUUCUCAGCCCCAAAUGCCAAAACACGGCCUCGACGAUUCCCCCGAGAUGGUCGAACAAGCGUAUCCUACUCCCCCUCCAUCGAGGCCGUCCACACCUAGUCUAUCCGGCGCCAUGCCCUCAAUUCGCCCCGCAGCAGGCUCCCGUAGAUCAAGCCGAUCUAUGCACAUCCCGUCCCAAAUUCCCGCUUUAACUCUGGAGGAACUAGCGCUUCUGCCGCUAGUUGGAGUGCCCGCAUUCCGAGCAGUUCGUACGCUCCUCUUCGCCUUCGCGGGAUCGCCGUCAAAGCAGCGUGAACCUCAUCAGCGCAGCGCCAGUAUGGACGACAUCAAUCGACAUCCCGCAGACUUGAAAGCGUUCAUGGCCGCAUUAUCGGGCACUUCGAAUGACGCUAAGCGCGUGUUGGUGCUGAUGGGCCAUGAUGGCGUUGGCGCGUUUGCUACGCAGCUCCUUGUACGAAGGGGUUGGAGGGUAAGUGUUCAUGCGCCGGGACCGCGACGGGACGAGGAGAGUAAUAUGGCCGCCAUCGAGACGCGCGCCCGACGUUGGGGCGCCGAGGAGGUUGUGUUCGAUGACGCAGGCGAGGGCGGAGAAGGCGGCGCGACUGGUGCCGUCGUCCGCGUCCUCGAACGCCUCAGCGACGACGGCGACACCUUCGACGCGGUCCUCGACACCAUCGGCGGCCGCGCUAUCUGGGAAGCUUCCGAAAAGCUCCUGCGCGGAUCCUCGCCCGUAUCCCCACCCGCCACGCCCUCCUCCCUCCGCCGCAGCCUCAGCGUGCGCAAACGCCGCGGCCCGCCCCGCUUUGCGCAGUUCACUACGCUCGUCGGCGACACGCCGGAGAAGCCAGUCCCGACUGCGGGCGACCACUAUCGCGCGGGAAUGCGCGCGAUGCGCGGCCGAGAGAGCGGCGACAGCAGUGGCGACCGUGCGCGCGUCGGCUACGCAUGGGUAGACCCCGUGUCAGAUGUGGACUGGGCGAGUGCAGGAGUGGGGGAUGCGAUCGAGGGCGCACUGGUGGCGGCGGUGCGGGAGGGCGUGCGGCCUUGGGUGUCAGGGCAGGACGAAGGGGAACGCGCAGCGCGAGUGGUGACGUUUGAGCGGGCGCCAGAUGUGUUCGUGGAUGGCAAUGAGGUUUUAGAGGAAGGGGGCACGGUGGUGGUGAAGGUGGUGGGGUAAGGUGUAAGCCCAGAGGAGGCGAGAUAGUUGCGGAUGGUCCCUACGUAGACGUAGCAGGCUCGCUGGAUUCACACAUGCACACUUGGGACGUUGGCCGUGCGUGAGCGGACGAUGAUAUGUAAAUUAUGCCACUAUUCAUAUUCGUGUACUUUUCGGAGCGCGAGCUGUGGACGUUACUCGCUGCCUCGUGUAUCGACCUUCGCUAGUGUUUGUAUAGACGUUCGUUCGUUGUUGUUACAAAUACACAUACAAUCCCUGUAACUACACAUGCCCUCCUUCCGUUGCAUUAUUGCAUUAGAUCCGUCGUACUCGUUACAUUGUUACAUGGACCUCAUUGUUUCCAAACCCUUCGGUACCAUAUACCGCAACAAAAUAUUAGAAGACGAAGCGCUCGGUAUCGCCACGCAUCGCUUGAUUCGAUGUCAU